Pyrenophora tritici-repentis Pt-1C-BFP is the source of this 1254-nucleotide messenger RNA. RefSeq lists its product as uncharacterized. The record is from RefSeq and is a predicted model, not a curated record. Lineage: Eukaryota; Fungi; Ascomycota; Dothideomycetes; Pleosporales; Pleosporaceae.
AUGGUUUACGACACCAGACCCCCCAAACCCGCCGCCGACAAAGCCCUCAAUGACUGGCUUUCCGUGCCUCCCAAACCAACAACCGAUAAGAUCGCCAUAGUAAACAUAAACGGCCAACAAGUCCGAGACCCAACCCUUAUAAUCUCACAAGAAACAAGCGGCAAGAUCGAUUGCGCCCUCUGCCUAGGCCGCACCCACCGUAUCGUUUCCCUCAAAGCUACCAAACAAAAGAGAAAAAUCGAUGCGAGAAUUGUCGAAACUGCGGCGUCAUUGGAAGUUCUAGAAUUUGUCACUGGAAUCAAGAGAGCGACAUUGGAGCAAAACUACGAUGAAGGCCAUUUACAAGAUCUCAUACGUGUCAACCAUGAGCUACACGAUAGACGCGCGAUGCAAGCCGCUUUCCACGAGCAAAAGAAAAACAUUGAUAUUGGCGUGAAGAAAGCUAAACAAGAAUGGCAAGCUGCUUGGGCUGCAGUCGAAGGAGCCCUAGAUAUAAUCUGGACCGAAGCUAAAGUCCUAAAACCACACGCUGAUCCUCACGCGCACGAUUACGGAUACUCCAGUCUACACAACACUCCAAGCACCUCCAGUCUAAAAAAUACUCCAAGCACUACCCACGGCCCAGAAAUCCCCAACACCCCCAGCAUUCAACAAGGCAGCACACCAGACCUUGGAAUGGCAAAAUUCGCCGACUUCCCCAUAACAACCCCCAGAGGCUCCUCCGCCAGGGCACGUCGGGUCUGCGCAUGGCGACAGUUUCCAGCCGGCGCGUGGAACGAAGAAGUUGUAGGAAAUAAGCGGUCGUCCCCAGUAGAGCUCACGGAGUGGGAGCAGGAGUUUGUGAAUCGUGUGGAGAAGACUGUUUCUUCUACGUCGACUGCAGGGGAUAUCAUGACUCCGCGGCAGAAGCCAUGGAAGCGAGUGAUGGAGUCGGAUGACGAGGAAGGUGAGUUUAGGUUACCGAAACGUAGAAGCCAGAGGAACAAGGAGACGAACACACAAAACGCAACUGGCCCACCACAGGGUACGGGUGGUCCUGAGGCCGGCCCCUCACAGCAGCGCAAUCAGAAUGGGCAAGAUCAAGCGAAUGGCAGUACUAGCUCGAAGCGCAAACGAGCGGAAGAAGAGGGGGCAUUGCCACAAAGGAAAAGCCCAAGGAAGUCUAUCUCGGCGACUCCUAGUGUUGAAUCGCCUACCCAUACGCCCAAGCGCAAAUCCACUAUUCCAGAAGUCUUUGUUAGUCCUGUCUUAUAG